Glycine soja is the source of this 1370-nucleotide messenger RNA. RefSeq lists its product as uncharacterized. The transcript has 6 exons. The record is from RefSeq and is a predicted model, not a curated record. Bases 429 to 1085 code for a protein of 218 amino acids. NCBI's taxonomy places the organism in Eukaryota, Viridiplantae, Streptophyta, Magnoliopsida, Fabales, Fabaceae.
UCAUUUUUAGAGGAAGAGAAGAGAAAGAGGAGCACAUAAUAACCCUCAAACUCCAUUUCACUCACAGAAAAAUAGAGAUAUAGAGAGAGAAAGUGCUGCAGAAUACACACAUACACCACUUCUUCAAGAGAGAGAGGUGUGUGAAGGAAAAUAAGAACUGAAAGAAAAAUUGUUUUGCAAAGGAAGAUAUGAAACUUUGCAAAUUUAACAACUGAGAAAGAAGAUCUGUGAUUUCUCUCUCUCUUUUUGUUGUUGUUGUUGUUUGCAGAGAAAAUCACACAAACGCACACACACACACACACACACACACACCCUUCUUCGUGUCUGAAUUUUUAUCAUUGACAAUUUUUUCACAAAGGGUUGUUGUCUCUUCAGAGAGACACAGAUCUUGAGGUUGGAGGCAAAAUCCUUCACACACUUUGGUGGUUAUGGAAACAGAAGAGAGGAACCAGAAAGAUUGCAAGGCUUCGGAGCCAGAGUUUUUCUUGCAGUGGGGGAACAGGAAGAGGCUGAGAUGUGUGAGGGUGAAGGACCCUCGGAUUUCAGCGAGGCUCAACGGUGGAAUCAGAAGGAAACUUGGUUCUGCAAUGGAGCAUCAUCGCUCUGGCCUCACUGUGCCAGAAAAAGAACAUCAUCACCAUCAUCAUCAUCAACAACUUAAUCGCCUUACAAGGAAUUCCGACGGGGCGAUUCUCCGGUCAUCGGCCGGCGAGACAAGGAAAUCGGCGUCGCCGGAGAAGGAGGACCGGUACUACACGACGCGGGGUUCGGCGGAGGAGAACGGCAAGGUCACCGGCGGCGAAGGCAUCAACGGCGAAGAACGAGCCCUAGUUUGGCCCAAGCUCUACAUCACUCUCUCAAGCAAGGAGAAAGAGGAAGAUUUUCUGGCCAUGAAGGGUUGCAAGCUUCCUCAGCGACCCAAAAAGAGGGCCAAAAUCAUUCAAAGAAGCUUACUUUUGGUGAGUCCCGGGGCGUGGUUGACUGAUAUGUGCCAAGAGAGAUAUGAAGUUAGGGAGAAGAAAAGUAACAAGAAGAGACCAAGAGGUUUGAAGGCUAUGGGAAGCAUGGAAAGUGAUUCUGAAUGAAUGAUAUGAUGGAAAGAAAGAAAAAAAAAAUCAAUUGAGCGGAUCCACAAGAAGGGGGAAGAAGGAAGCCCUUUUAAGAAGCAUGAAGAAGAAAUGUUUUGGAGAUGGUGAUGAUGAUGAUGAUGUUGUUUGAAUUGAUGAAUGGUGAAGAUAAUGAUGAUUCAAGUUUUUUUUAUAUUUGUGUGGCAUGUAUGUUGCCCCCUCAAUGUUUUUUUGUAAACGAGUAAGAUUCGAUCCGAUCCAAUCCAUUUCAAUUAAUUAAGCAAAAAUAUUUUCUCACCUUCA